AUGAGAGAAGUCAUCAGCUUGAACGUUGGCCAGGCUGGCUGUCAAAUUGCCAACUCAUGCUGGGAGUUGUACUGUCUCGAGCAUGGCAUCCAGCCAGAUGGUUACCUCACCGAGGAGCGCAAAGCCGCCGACCCUGACCAAGGGUUCAGUACUUUCUUCUCCGAGACUGGCAAUGGCAAAUAUGUCCCCCGCACAAUCUACGCCGAUCUCGAGCCCAAUGUCGUCGACGAAGUUCGAACGGGCGCCUACCGCAGUCUCUUCCAUCCUGAACAAAUGAUCACUGGCAAAGAGGAUGCAUCCAACAACUACGCACGUGGACACUACACCGUCGGCAAGGAGCUGAUUGAUCAAGUGCUUGACAAGGUCCGAAGGGUUGCAGACAACUGUAGUGGUCUCCAAGGCUUCCUCGUCUUCCACUCAUUCGGCGGCGGUACCGGCUCGGGCUUUGGUGCCUUGUUGAUGGAACGCCUUUCAGUCGACUACGGCAAGAAAUGCAAACUCGAGUUCUGCGUGUACCCAGCGCCGCAAGUUGCUACCUCGGUUGUUGAGCCAUACAAUUCCAUCCUCACCACACACACCACAUUGGAACAUUCUGAUUGCAGUUUCAUGGUCGACAAUGAAGCUAUCUACGAUAUCUGCAGACGCAAUCUUGGGAUUGAGAGACCCAACUACGAGAACCUGAACCGACUCAUUGCCCAAGUUGUGUCGUCCAUCACUGCCUCUCUUCGAUUCGAUGGUUCUCUCAAUGUCGACCUUGCGGAGUUCCAGACCAAUCUGGUUCCGUACCCUCGUAUCCACUUCCCCCUUGUCGCCUACGCCCCAGUCAUCUCAGCGGCCAAGGCACAACAUGAGGCCAACUCCGUCCAAGAGAUCUCCAUGUCAUGCUUUGAACCAAACAACCAGAUGGUUAAGUGUGAUCCGCGCAACGGCAAAUACAUGGCUACCUGCCUGCUAUAUCGCGGUGAUGUUGUCCCCAAUGACGUUCACCAGGCCGUUGCCACGCUCAAGACGAAGCGCACCAUCCAGUUUGUCGAUUGGUGCCCGACGGGCUUCAAGAUCGGAAUCUGCUACCAGCCACCUCAAAUGGUGCCAAAUGGCGAUCUUGCUAAGGUCAAUCGUGCUGUUUGUAUGCUUUCAAACACGACUGCUAUUGCUGAGGCAUGGUCUGCUCUCUCCCACAAGUUCGACCUGAUGUACUCGAAGCGUGCAUUUGUCCAUUGGUAUGUCGGUGAGGGUAUGGAGGAAGGCGAGUUCUCCGAAGCUCGCGAAGACCUGGCCGCGUUGGAGAGAGACUACGAAGAGGUGGCCAGUGACUCUGUUGAAGAAGGCGACGAGGGUGAGCUUGAGCACUAG
Cladophialophora yegresii CBS 114405 is the source of this 1353-nucleotide messenger RNA. Its product is annotated as tubulin alpha chain. Gene Ontology annotation, molecular function: structural constituent of cytoskeleton; GTP binding. The coding region runs from base 1 to 1353 and encodes 450 amino acids. The transcript is spliced from 6 exons. Lineage: Eukaryota; Fungi; Ascomycota; Eurotiomycetes; Chaetothyriales; Herpotrichiellaceae. Gene Ontology annotation, biological process: mitotic cell cycle; nuclear migration by microtubule mediated pushing forces; microtubule cytoskeleton organization. Gene Ontology annotation, cellular component: microtubule; cytoplasm; nucleus. The record is from RefSeq and is a predicted model, not a curated record.